This is a messenger RNA of Oenanthe melanoleuca, 3554 nucleotides long. It is a transcript of the gene RRAGD, whose product is annotated as Ras related GTP binding D. Lineage: Eukaryota; Metazoa; Chordata; Aves; Passeriformes; Muscicapidae. Gene Ontology annotation, biological process: cellular response to amino acid stimulus; cellular response to starvation; positive regulation of TOR signaling. Gene Ontology annotation, molecular function: GTPase activity; GTP binding. The record is from RefSeq and is a predicted model, not a curated record. The transcript has 7 exons. Bases 167 to 1369 code for a protein of 400 amino acids. Gene Ontology annotation, cellular component: nucleus; lysosome; Gtr1-Gtr2 GTPase complex.
CUCCCCGCCCGCCCCGCCGGCAGCUGCGCCGCGCUCCGCCAGCGCCGUGCGGGGGGAAGGAGGGGAGCGGCGGCGGGCGCGGCGCCAGCGCGGGACCUGCGCCCCCCGCGCCCCGAGCCCGCCGCACGCACAGGGGCCGCGGAGCCCCGCGAGGAGCGCGGCCGGCAUGAGCCAGGUGCCGAGGAAGCUGCCGGAGGAGGAAGAGGGGGACGAGGAGGAGGAAGAGGAGGAGGAGAUCGUGGGCUUGGCGGGCUAUGCCGACGGGGCCGAGUCCUUCUCGGACGGCGACGCGGAGAGCGGCGGCGAUGAGGCGUUUUUGGAUUUCAAUGAUCCCUUCAGUACUGAAGUUAAGCCAAGAAUCCUGCUCAUGGGAUUGAGAAGAAGUGGAAAGUCUUCCAUUCAGAAAGUUGUCUUUCACAAAAUGUCGCCGAAUGAGACUCUCUUCUUGGAGAGCACAAACAAGAUCUGCAGAGAGGAUGUUUCCAACAGCUCCUUUGUCAACUUUCAGAUUUGGGAUUUUCCUGGGCAAAUUGACUUCUUUGACCCUACGUUUGAUUAUGAGAUGAUUUUCAGAGGCACUGGAGCACUGAUAUUUGUUAUUGAUUCUCAGGAUGAUUACAUGGAAGCAUUAGCUCGGCUGCAUCUUACUGUGACCAGAGCCUAUAAAGUGAAUCCAGAUAUCAACUUUGAAAUCUUUAUCCAUAAAGUGGAUGGUUUAUCUGAUGAUCACAAGAUUGAAACGCAGAGGGAUAUUCACCAGAGGGCAAAUGAUGACCUUGCAGAUGCUGGAUUGGAGAAGAUUCACCUCAGCUUUUAUCUGACAAGCAUAUAUGAUCAUUCUAUAUUUGAAGCAUUUAGCAAAGUGGUACAGAAACUGAUUCCACAGCUCCCAACACUGGAAAACCUGCUUAACAUCUUUAUUUCAAAUUCUGGGAUUGAAAAAGCAUUUUUAUUUGAUGUAGUCAGUAAGAUCUAUAUUGCAACAGACAGCACUCCAGUGGAUAUGCAAACUUACGAGCUCUGCUGCGAUAUGAUAGAUGUUGUGAUUGACAUUUCUUGUAUAUACGGGCUUAAAGAUGAUGGCACUGGAACUCCUUAUGACAAAGAAUCAAUGGCAAUCAUAAAACUGAAUAAUACAACUGUCCUUUAUUUAAAAGAGGUGACAAAAUUCCUCGCUCUUGUUUGUUUUGUCAGAGAAGAAAGCUUUGAGAGAAAAGGAUUAAUAGACUACAAUUUCCAUUGUUUUCGGAAAGCCAUACAAGAAGUAUUUGAAGUAAGAAUGAAAGUAGUAAGAUCUCGAAAACAUCAAAGCCACCUGCAAAAAAAUAAAAGACCCACUCCCAAUGGGACACCAAGAAUGCCAUUGUAACUGAGGUUUUCUGGCAAUAUGGCAAGCAAAGUUUUCAUGAAGUUGACGUGACUUCUGCAUCUCAUUGCACUGAGUGAAGAGGAAAACAAAUGGGACUGAUGUAUUAUAUGAAUUUUCCCUGAACGUUCAGAAAGCACUGUUUAAAUAUUUUUAUCCAAUCAGUUUUUUUCAUAUAGUGAGCACUUUGAGCAAAAUGUUGUAUAUAUAAACAUUGAGGUGAGCACUUGUAAGAAUUUUCUUAAUAUAUGCUGUAAACCUUUUUCAUGCCAUAUUAAGAAAAAAACAGCUGUGACAGAAAUACUGGGUACAUAAUUUGCACUUUUUCAUGUUUUCCUUGUGGACUUGGACUUUGAUAAACUUAGUUUUUAUGGUGAUUUUGAUGCAUGGUGUCAGGUAAAAUGUAUGCUGUAGUUUAUUUACCUGCUACAAUCAAAUUGGUUAGUAAACAAUUAAGAAAACUUGGUACAAUGCCUUUUUAAAUUUGUGACAGCUAAGACCUAACAUUCAUACAGAUCUAAUUUCCUAUAUUUUUCAAUUUGUAAACUGAAGAAUAAUAUUGAAGUAUUACAGCAAUAAGCACCUUACCAGGGAUCGUAACUGGUAGGUAAAUAUUAGCUUUUAUAAAACAGGCUUUUGGCCAAAUUUCAUCCGGAUUUCUCCUUAACACUGGUCAUGCCCUCUCUUGGGUCUGGUUUUAUUAUUUACCUCAGCAUAUACCACUAAAAUACCUUUCUAUAAAAGUGAUUGUUUUGUAAAAUGGCUCUAUGUUGCACUGGUAUUUUUAUAAGGCUUCAGAGGAGUAUGUUGUAUCUGUAUGGCUGGAUUUACAUUGCUAAGUUUAUGUCGAGGGCCUGCACAUGUACAGUUGGUGCAAUGAAGAAUCUGUUUGUAUUUCCACCCUGGCAUUCUGAUGUACUGAUAAGUCAUAAAGGUGUGAGCACUGGGUUGUGAUUCCCUCUAACAGGGGUACAUCUGUGAUUGAAAUCAAGACAAGACCAUUAAAAUGAGGACUGGACAAUCUACCGGCUGUAAUAAUCAGCAUACAUCACUACUUUUUAUUUUAAUAUUGAACAUGGGCAGAUUUACCACAAGAUCAGCCAGGACAGCAGAGCACUCUCAAACCUGAAAAGAAGUAACACUUACUUUCCAUGUUCUGUAUUCAGUGUUUUUGUUUAAUUAGUGAUACAGAGUUAUAAUUUUUAGAUGGAAGGGAAACACUAAUUUUUACCAAUUGCAUGCGCAGUCCAGUGGUUUUGUUGGAAGCUUUUGGGAGUGAGAAGAAUUUGACCAGAACGAGAGGGAACUUGGUGUACACCAGAAACAGGUAAGGAGGAAUGUAUGUGCCUUACAGCCAAUCUGCCCCUAGCCAGAAUAGCUCUGGAGGUGGGCAGGAAGAUAGAACCAAUAGCUCUGUCAAGAGUUGUGUGAUAGUAAUGCAGUUCUAGGGGCUCAAGAAGGUAAGAAAUACUGAUAAUAGUGAAAACCACUGAUCCUGGUGCUGGUGUGACAGCACCAGUGACAGUAGCUGUAGUCAAAUCAGUGUGUUUAAAAACCACAGAGUUCAGAUGCCUUUUGGUACUGUCACCCAUUAUCUUAGUUGAGAUAAUUAUUCUUCUGACUAGCCUCUCAGUUAAAGUAAUGCAAAGCUUUUUUCAGAGUUCACCAAAGUAGUGAUGGGUAAGAGACACCUUUUGGCAGCUUUGCAGUCCACAGGACUUUCACUGAAGGGCUGCUGUCAUUUCUGGCCACGUGUUUGUCUUUCAUAUUGUUGAGAUCCCCCAUUGGGUCACAAUCUCUUCACAAUCCCUUCAGCCCACCAGGUGUAGGUGGCUAUGUGGGACUAAGAACACCUACCAGGCUGGGCCAGAAUUUUUUUUUUUAAAUGUGUAAAUUAUCUCAUCAUAGUGGCUACGGUAUGAGUCAUAACUAAAUGUAGCUUCCAUAUAAUUGGCCUGAGUUCUAUGUAGCCAUGCAUUCCCUUCUAUUAGAUACCAUCAACUUGUUUAAGACAGUGAAGUUACCUCUUGUAGUCCCCUCUAGAAUUUAGAAUAGACUAUCUAGCAUAAUUUAGUUAAUACUACUUUAGCCAACAUAAAACUUGCAAUUUGAUAUUAUCAGAGUAAGUGUAAUUUUCAUCAGAUUACUUAUGUUUCAAAUAUAAAAUUGAAAGAACGUUAAAAAUUCA